Piliocolobus tephrosceles (Ugandan red Colobus) is the source of this 1506-nucleotide messenger RNA. RefSeq names its product advanced glycosylation end-product specific receptor (gene AGER). NCBI's taxonomy places the organism in Eukaryota, Metazoa, Chordata, Mammalia, Primates, Cercopithecidae. The transcript has 11 exons. Bases 35 to 1348 code for a protein of 437 amino acids. Gene Ontology annotation, molecular function: signaling receptor activity; laminin receptor activity. Gene Ontology annotation, biological process: regulation of p38MAPK cascade; regulation of inflammatory response. Gene Ontology annotation, cellular component: plasma membrane. The record is from RefSeq and is a predicted model, not a curated record.
AAAGGCAUGAAUUCCUAGCAUUCCCUGUGACAAGAUGACUGAAAGAUGGGGGCUGGAGAGGGUACAGGCCCCACCUAGGGCGGAGGCCACAGCACUGAGGGGGGCAGACAGAGCCACGAGCCUGGAAGGAAGCAGGAUGGCAGCCGGAGCAGCGGUUGGAGCCUGGGUGCUGGUCCUCAGUCUGUGGGGGGCAGUAGUAGGUGCUCAGAACAUCACAGCCCGGAUCGGUGAGCCACUGGUGCUGAAGUGUAAGGGGGCCCCCAAGAAACCACCCCAGCAGCUGGAAUGGAAACUGAACACAGGCCGGACAGAAGCUUGGAAGGUCCUGUCUCCCCAGGGAGGUCCCUGGGAAAGUGUGGCUCGUGUCCUUCCCAACGGCUCCCUCUUCCUUCCGGCUAUCGGGAUCCAGGAUGAGGGGAUUUUCCGGUGCCAGGCAAUGAACAGGAAUGGAAAGGAGACCAAGUCCAACUACCGAGUCCGUGUCUACCAGAUUCCUAGGAAGCCAGAAAUUAUAGAUUCUGCCUCUGAACUCACGGCUGGUGUUCCCAAUAAGGUGGGGACAUGUGUGUCAGAGGGAAGCUACCCUGCAGGGACUCUUAGCUGGCACUUGGAUGGGAAACCCCUGGUGCCUAAUGAAAAGGGAAUAUCUGUGAAGGAGGAGACCAGGAGACACUCUGAGACAGGGCUCUUCACACUGCAGUCGGAGCUAAUGGUGACCCCAGCCCGGGGAGGAAAUCCCCAUCCCACCUUCUCCUGUAGCUUCAGCCCAGGCCUUCCCCGGCGCCGGGCCUUGCACACAGCCCCUAUCCAGCCCCGUGUCUGGGAGCCUGUGCCUCUGGAGGAGGUCCAGUUGGUGGUAGAGCCGGAAGGUGGAGCAGUAGCUCCUGGUGGAACCGUAACCCUGACCUGUGAAGUCCCUGGCCGGCCCUCUCCUCAAAUCCACUGGAUGAAGGAUGGUGUGCCCUUACCCCUUUCCCCCAGCCCUGUGCUGAUCCUCCCUGAGACAGGGCCUCAGGACCAGGGAACUUACAGGUGUGUGGCCACCCAUCCCAGCCACGGGUCCCAGGAAAGCCGUGCUGUCAGCAUCAGCAUCAUCGAACCAGGCGAGGAGGGGCCAACUGCAGGCUCUGUGGGAGGAUCAGGGCCAGGAACUCUAGCCCUGGCCCUGGGGAUCCUGGGAGGCCUGGGGACAGCCGCCCUGCUCAUUGGGGUCAUCUUGUGGCAAAGGCGGCGACGCCAAGGAGAGGAGAGGAAGGCCCCAGAAAACCAGGAGGAAGAGGAGGAGCGUGCAGAGCUGAAUCAGUCAGAGGAACCUGAGGCAGGCGAGAGUGGUACUGGAGGGCCUUGAGGGGCCCACAGACAGAUCACAUCCAUCAGCUCCCUUUUCUUUUUCCCUUGAACUGUUCUGGCCCCAGACCAACUCUCUCCUGUAUAACCCCACCUUGCCAAACUUUCUUCUACAACCAGAGCCCCCCACAAUGAUGAGUAAACACCUGACACAUCUUG